Messenger RNA from Ricinus communis (castor bean), 1612 nucleotides. Its product is annotated as 7-hydroxymethyl chlorophyll a reductase, chloroplastic. Lineage: Eukaryota; Viridiplantae; Streptophyta; Magnoliopsida; Malpighiales; Euphorbiaceae. Gene Ontology annotation, biological process: chlorophyll cycle. The record is from RefSeq and is a predicted model, not a curated record. Gene Ontology annotation, molecular function: 7-hydroxymethyl chlorophyll a reductase activity. The transcript is spliced from 19 exons. Gene Ontology annotation, cellular component: chloroplast. The coding region runs from base 71 to 1447 and encodes 458 amino acids.
UCCACAUCCAUAUAUUUAUAUAUAUAUAUAUGUGGUGCACAGCUUUCUCUCUCUCUCUGCGCUGUGCGAAAUGAGUUCUGUAAUCUGUAAGCUCUCACUGCCCACCUUCAUUUCCUCUUCAUACUCUUCUUCUAAAGAUACCAACUCCAACUCCUCGAACAAGUCAGUGAAGCUAAGAGAAGACUGGAGGCAACGCUCCAGACCCAUCCCACCUGGCGGCACAUAUCCUGCAAAGGAUCAUUGCAGUCGAUGUGGAUUAUGUGAUACCUAUUACAUUUCCCAUGUAAGGAAUGCUUGUGCCUUUCUUGGAGACGGAAUGUCGAGAAUUGAAGGUUUGGAGGCUGUUGUUCAUGGUAGAGGGAGAAAGAUAGAUUCUUCAGAUGAGAUGUAUUUAGGGGUCCAUGAAGAGUUGUUGUAUGCUCGUAAAACUAAGCCUGUUGAAGGAGCUCAAUGGACAGGAAUUGUGACUACCAUUGCCAUUGAAAUGCUGAAAGCUGACAUGGUUGAUGCCGUUAUAUGUGUACAGAGUGAUCCAGAGGACAGGCUCUCCCCAAGGCCUGUGUUAGCCAGGACACCUCAGGAAGUUCUAGCUGCUAAAGGAGUCAAGCCAACAUUAUCUCCUAAUUUAAAUACCCUUGCAUUGGUUGAGGCUUCUGGUGUGAAGCGUCUUCUUUUCUGCGGUGUCGGUUGCCAAGUGCAGGCAUUAAGAUCUGUGGAGCACCAUUUGAACUUGGAGAAGCUUUAUGUAUUGGGGACCAAUUGUGUGGAUAAUGGAACUCGAGAAGGGCUUGAUAAAUUUCUAAAGGCUGCAAGUGAUGAACCAGAAACGGUUCUUCAUUACGAGUUUAUGCAAGAUUACAAGGUCCACUUGAAGCACUUGGAUGGUCGCAUUGAAGAGGUUCCUUAUUUCUGUCUACCAGCCACUGAUUUAGUUGAUGUUAUUGCUCCAUCUUGCUAUAGCUGUUUUGACUACACAAAUGCUUUAGCGGAUCUGGUGGUUGGGUAUAUGGGUGUUCCAAAAUAUGCUGGAGUUAGCAUGACGCAGCAUCCACAAUAUGUAACAGUCAGGAACGACAGAGGGAGAGAAAUGCUGGAUUUGGUGAGAGGUCUUCUGGAGAUUACUCCAACAAUUAGUAGUGGUGACAGGAGACCAUUUGUUAUGGAAACUGUAAAGGCAGAUGACAAUGCUAAGUUGGGGAAGGGUCCUUCUCAAUCUGCACCCAAAUUUGUUGGGAACUUUUUAGCUUUUAUACUAAACUUGAUUGGCCCAAAAGGUUUGGAAUUUGCUCGCUAUUCACUAGACUACCAUACCAUCAGGAACUAUUUGUAUACAAACCGUGCUUGGGGAAAAGCAAGAGCUGAGAGGCAUACACCUUCUUAUGCUAAGAAAAUUGUGGAAAUGUACAACCAGAAUGGCCAAAUCGAUCAGAUGCUACAGAAUAAGUGACUACCAGACUCUGCCAUGUAUGUGAUAAAAUGUUCUUUGUAGCCUAGUGUGGUUUGGAAAUUACGGUUUCUGGAUCUGACAGUUGAAUGUAUGUUUGGCCAUCAGAGCCAUGUAAAAUUUUGUAAAAAUUAGCUUGCACCAUCAAAUACCCACUUCCUUCUCAUA